Molecule: messenger RNA, 1804 nt
Organism: Argentina anserina (silverweed cinquefoil)
Lineage: Eukaryota; Viridiplantae; Streptophyta; Magnoliopsida; Rosales; Rosaceae
Exons: 13
Coding region: 74-1342 (422 amino acids)
Source: RefSeq, a predicted model, not a curated record
CAACAAAAUAGCCGAUUCUUUCGUACUCCACUGUCCACUCCUUCACUCCGAUUCAGUCAUCGGCCGCCAUUGAAUGGCCAAUUAUGCCCUCAUUCCAACCGGAGAAGAUGAAGAAGUAGACCCUCCACUCCUCCCCUCCACUCCCAAGCCUCCACGUGUCGCCUCCCUCGACGUCUUCCGCGGCCUCUGCGUCUUCCUGAUGAUGGUGGUUGAUUACGGCGGCUCGGUUAUUCCGGCGAUCGCUCACUCGCCGUGGACCGGUCUCCAUUUGGCUGACUUUGUCAUGCCGUUUUUCCUCUUCAUUGCCGGAGUUUCUCUCGCUCUGGUCUGCAAGAGAGUGACUAACAGAGUGGAAGCUACAUGGAAAGCCGUGUUUCGUGCCCUUAAGCUUUUUCUCUUGGGUGUUCUUCUUCAAGGUGGUUAUUUUCAUGGAGUGAAUUCCUUGACUUAUGGAGUUGACAUUGAAAGGAUACGGUGGUUUGGCAUUUUGCAGAGGAUAGCAAUUGGUUAUAUUGUUGCCGCUUUAUGCGAAAUCUGGCUUUCACAUCGGACAUCGAGGGAACUCGGGUCUUUCAGGAGCUGUUACUGGCACUGGUGUGUCAUCUUUUUGUUAUCAGCGAUAUACGCUGGGUUGCUGUAUGGUUUGUAUGUUCCAGAUUGGGAAUUCAAAGCAUCAACACCUACCUCCUUGCCUUCCUCUAAUGAUAGUCAUGUUUAUGUGGUGAAGUGUUCUCUAAGAGGAGAUCUUGGACCUGGUUGUAAUUCGGCUGGGAUGAUUGAUCGUUACAUUGUGGGUGUUGAUCAUCUAUAUUCAAAACCCGUUUACAGGAACCUGAAGGAGUGCAAUAUGUCUACUGAUGGUCGCAUUCCAGAGAGUUCCCCUUCAUGGUGUCACACUCCUUUUGAUCCUGAAGGUAUAUUAAGUACCCUAACAGCAGCAGUGGCUUGCAUAAUUGGACUCCAGUACGGUCACAUUCUUGCACACAUAGAGGACCACAAAGGGCGCCUAAAUAUUUGGUCCCUGGUCUCAGUUUCAAUGUUUGUCCUUGGAUUGUUUUUUGCAUUCAUAGGCAUUCCUGUAAAUAAAUCUCUCUACACCAUCAGUUAUAUGCUAAUUACUUCUGCAUCUGCGGGAAUGACAUUUUGCGCAUUAUAUUUGCUGAUAGAUGUGUACCAUUACCGGUGCAUAACAUUUGUGUUGGAGUGGAUGGGCAUACAUUCUUUGAGUAUUUUCAUAAUUGUAACUUCCAAUAUAGCUGUUAUCGCGAUUCAGGGAUUCUACUGGACUGAGCCUGAGAAUAAUAUUGUUAACUGGAUCAUAACACCUUUUGUGCACAAGUGAAUUGUUUCUCUAGUGUUCGAGGAUGCAUAAGAAUCCUUUGGUCAUUUGUCCUUGAUACUAAAGCAUUGAUGGAUACUUCAUGAUUGUCGUUACAUCAUCUCAUGCAUGCUAUGCUAGAGAUCUGAAUUGGAGUCCAAUUUCUUCCUAUCAUCUAUUUCUACAUCCAAGUUUAUUCUGCCAUCGCUUGAUCAAGCAACCAAAAUUAUUGUUUGACAAUUCGGCCCUAGAAGUUCGUACAUACAUGAUACAUCUGACCGUGAAAGAAUCUGUAUAUCAGUGCGUAAGUUUACCGGAAAUUUUGUACCUGCGAAUUUCAUCUCUUGGUUAACUUCUGUAGCGAAGCUCACAGCCUCCCUUGAAUCCUUGACCCUCGUUGAUCAUUAUGUUUUUUUUCCAAACAGGGACUAAUUAUUUUUAUUUAUACUUGCAACUUUUAUGUUGCACUUUUGGUCCAUGCUCUAU